UUUGGAGCACUUUUGGUAACGCCUGUGCAAAUAUUUUCCGUUCGAAUUAUCGAGACGCGCGCGAUCCGCCAGAGGGCGCCGUCUCCGGAAUCAUCCACCCCGAAAAAGCCGGCACAUCCGUGUAUAUAUGGCACCGGGUGUCGCAUACGGACUUCAGUGCAUUCGGUGCUUUAGAUCAUGUAGUGGAGGAGGUUACUAUAUCUCAUUACUAAUUUUUAAGUUUAAAUUUAGAAGGAGAGGAAGAGGAAAAAUAUCUACUUGAUUACGAGUUCGUUCGACCACCACACAGCAAAUUAUCAAAUUUACGAAGAACAACAGUUUUGGAUUUCAAGUUUAAACCUGGACAAGAUGAUUAUCACCAUCGAAGUUCCCAAGGAACUUCGGCAGAUCGUACCAGUCAUGUGCGGUGCCGGGAUCGCCGUGUCCUUCGGGAUGAUGCUGGGAUGGGCGUCGGUGGCGUAUCCGACGCUCCUGCAGGAGGCGACCAGCCCGAUUCCUUUGAACAUCGAGAUCACGCCGCUCAUCGCCGGCUUUCUAUGGGAGGGGAACACGUUGGGUUGCCUAUUCUCCACCUCGAAGUACCUGCCCAGCAAGUUGGCCGUGUGUCUGUGCUUCUGCCUGCAGAUCGUCGGCUGGAUUUUGAUGUACUUCUCGCAGAACAUCUUCUGGUUCCUGGCGAGUCGUGCGAGCGUCGGAUUCGCUCACGGCUACGGCAUGGGUCAGCUGAAAAGGUACAUAAAGGAGACGUGCGAUCCAAGCGUCGCCGCUGGCAUUAAUAACUACAUGCCCACCGGGAUGGCGCUCGGUGUACUGAUGAUGUUCACUCUGGGCGCGAACGUCGACUUCAGGAGCAUGGCCAUCUACUCGACGAUCAUCCCCAUUCUGGGCUUGAUCACCUUCGGAGCGAUACCGAAGGCCGUCAAAGAGGAGGAAAGUGGCGGCAGCGGCGGCGACGGUAACAGGAUCAACAACGUGAUGAGCGUUCAAGACAAGAACGAUCUGACCAAGAACAUGACGCCCGUCGCGACGCACGUCAAACCGCUGGGCGUUUUCGAUGUCAUCAAGGAUCCGGAGAGCAGGCACUGUCUGCUCAUCAUGUUCCUGCUGGUCUUCCUGCAGCAGUACGGUGGAGGCGCCGCCAACAUCGUCUACUCGCAGAUCAUCCUCGUAUCCACGCACAAUCCCAACCCGAAGGUUGGUUCGAUCGUCUACGCCUUCUGCUUCCUAGUGAGCAUGACGCUGUCGCUGAAAUUCGCCAAGAAAUUCUCGAGGAAAUUCAACCUGGUCACGACACUGGGCUGCUGCAUCUUCAUCCUCUCCCUCAUCGCCCUCUACUUCUUCCUGAGACACGACCUCGAAGAGCUGAAUCCCAUCUUCAGGUGGGCGCCGCUCUUCCUUCUCGUCCUCUACAACUUCUUCCACACUUUCGGCCUGGCCACCGUUCCCCUCCUGAUGCUCUCCGAGAUGAUGCCCAAAUAUUCUGUAAACAUUGGCAGCAAAUUCUGGACCAUCCACUUCUCCAUGUCCGCCGUCAUCUCCACCAAGAUCUUCCAGAUCAUCUACACGGCGUACGGCAUGAGCAUGGCCUACAUCUUCUUCGUGUUGGUCCUCAUCGUCGGAUUCCUGAUCAUGCUGGUCGUCAAAGAUUUCACCCCAGACGAGAACAGCAAACCCUCGACAAUUCCACCUAGACUGGAAACCGUGGAGAGCGCACCACCUCAACCGCAACUUCAACAGCUGCAGCAACAACAAACACCCGUUGCCAUAGUGAGCCAAGGCCAGGUCAACCAAGCAUUCGAAAUAUCCGAAAACACGAGAUUCUAAAAAAGACAUCCCCAUAGCAACCAUUCAUUCAUUUUAUUUAAACAAAAAAAAAAUGUAUAUAGUACACAGACGAGAGUAUCAUCCACUUUUCCAUGUUUUAAUGGAUCUAAACCUGAAUGCAUCGAACCAUUAUUAUUAAUCACUAGAUUUAGAUUGAUUUAAACAAAAACAAACACACUCUUACCUUAGACGACAAAUGAGAAACGCGAUUAUCGAUCGUGAAGAAUGUAAAUAAAGAUAUAUACUUAAUACGUAACAACGAGAAGAGGCUUUGUGAUAAAAUAUAAAUGAAAAAAAGUUU
Molecule: messenger RNA, 2125 nt
Organism: Nicrophorus vespilloides
Lineage: Eukaryota; Metazoa; Arthropoda; Insecta; Coleoptera; Silphidae
Exons: 2
Coding region: 349-1824 (491 amino acids)
Biological process (GO): transmembrane transport
Cellular component (GO): membrane
Molecular function (GO): transmembrane transporter activity
Source: RefSeq, a predicted model, not a curated record